This is a messenger RNA of Tarenaya hassleriana, 2546 nucleotides long. Its product is annotated as probable inactive purple acid phosphatase 1. The transcript has 14 exons. Bases 346 to 2262 code for a protein of 638 amino acids. The record is from RefSeq and is a predicted model, not a curated record. Lineage: Eukaryota; Viridiplantae; Streptophyta; Magnoliopsida; Brassicales; Cleomaceae. Gene Ontology annotation, molecular function: metal ion binding; acid phosphatase activity.
UGUCGGAAGAGUGGCUUCAAAGAUAAAACAUCGAAUGUGGAGUGGAAAUUGAAGGUGACAACGGGGCGUUGACGAGCAAGUUGAUAAGCUUUUUUUUUUCAAUGCUUCGGCCAUAAAAAUCGGAACAAUACCGAAUCUUUGCGUGGAUAUUCGAAAAUCUGUUGAUGCAUUUAAAUUCGUCGACAUCCAAAGUCACCAAGAAUCGCCGAAAAGUUACCAUCUCUUCCAUUUUUUUUCUUCGGUUCAUUUGAUUUCAUGGCGAUUUAGUAACUGAGAAGCACAGAACUUCUCGUGGAAUGAUUGCGACUGAAAACGUACCUGCAGGACGAUCCAACUGCUUCAUUCAUGCACAGCAUGAUUGAUUCAUCCCCAUCGGUGUACGUGUUUUCAUGGCACUUUGGUUUCAGGGUAUUCUUUCCAAGCAUGAGAGAGGCCAUUGCAAUCUUCGUGACUUCUCUGUUGGUUCUUGGAGCAAUUCAAGAGGGGAAUUCACAUGGAGACCAACCUUUAUCCAAAAUCGCCAUUCAAAAGGCAAUGCUCGCUCUGAACGACAAAGCUUAUCUCAGAGCCUCCCCUGCAGUUCUUGGAUCCAACGGUCAAAAUGCCGAGUGGGUGACAGUGGUAUACAGUUCUCCACACCCAUCUGAUGAUGAUUGGAUCGGUGUGUUCUCUCCUGGAGAUUUCAAUGAUUCAAACUGUCCAGCAGAGACAAAGAUGGUCAAUCCACCCCGACUGUGUUCUGCCCCUAUCAAGUUCCAAUACGCAAACUAUAGCAGUCCAAGUUACAAGAUCACUGGGAAUGGGGCAUUGAAGUUUCUACUGAUAAACCAGAGAUCUGAUUUCUCCUUUGCCCUUUUCUCUGGCGGCUUAUUGAAUCCAAAACUGGUUACAGUAUCAAACAAAGUAGUCUUUUCAAACCCAAAGGCUCCUGUCUACCCGCGUUUGGCACAAGGAAAAGAGUGGAAUGAAAUGACGGUAACAUGGACGAGUGGAUACAGUAUUGACAUAGCAGAACCUGUUGUUGAGUGGGGCAUGAAAGGAGGAGAGCCUAAACUCUCCCCAGCCGGGACAUUGACAUUUGGGCGUAACAGCAUGUGCGGUGCACCUGCAAGGACAGUUGGAUGGCGUGAUCCCGGAUACAUACAUACAGGCUUUCUCAAAGAGCUCUGGCCUAAUGCCAUGUAUACUUACAAAGUCGGGCAUAGAUUCUCCAAUGGUGAGUUCGUAUGGAGUAAGGAAUAUCAGUUCAAAGCUUCUCCCUUUCCUGGUCAAAACUCUCUCCAACGUGUUGUGAUCUUUGGAGACAUGGGAAAGGCUGAGAUUGAUGGUUCAAACGAGUACAACGAUUUCCAACGUGCUUCUCUCAACACCACAAAGCAACUUAUUCAAGAUUUGAAGAACAUGGAUAUGGUUUUCCACAUUGGAGAUAUUUGUUAUGCCAAUGGGUACCUUUCACAGUGGGAUCAAUUCACAGCACAGGUCGAGUCUAUUGCUUCAGCUGUUCCGUACAUGAUUGCAAGCGGCAACCAUGAGCGUGACUGGCCAAACUCUGGAUCCUUCUAUCAGAAUUUGGAUUCAGGAGGAGAGUGUGGUGUACCAGCUGAGACAAUGUUCUAUGUCCCUGCAGAAAACAGAGCUAAGUUCUGGUACUCAACUGAUUAUGGGAUGUUCCGGUUUUGCGUGGCUGACACAGAACAUGACUGGAGAGAAGGAUCUGAGCAGUAUAACUUCAUUGAGCACUGCCUAGCAUCAGUUGACAGACAAAAGCAGCCAUGGUUGAUAUUUCUUGCACAUCGCGUCUUGGGCUAUAGCUCCACGUCGUUUUAUGCAGUAGACGGCUCUUUUGGUGAACCAAUGGGUAGAGAGAGCCUUCAGAAGCUCUGGCAGAAGUACAAGGUUGAUAUUGCCAUCUAUGGCCAUGCCCAUAACUACGAAAGGACAUGCCCAGUCUACCAGAAUAUAUGCACCGACAAAGAGAAGAACAACUACACGGGUAUGCUAAACGGUACAAUACAUAUAGUUGCUGGAGGUGGAGGAGCUGGUCUCGGUGAAUUCUCCGAGCUGCAACCAAACUGGAGUAUUUACAGAGAUUAUGAUUACGGGUUUGUUAAACUUACAGCGUUUGAUCACUCCAACCUCCUGCUCGAGUACAAGAGAAGCAAAGACGGCCAAGUCUACGAUUCAUUCAGCAUAUCCAGGGAUUACAGAGAUAUCUUGGCUUGCACCGUCGAUAGCUGCCCCGCUACAACACUUGCUUCGUAGAAUCAUCUGUUGAGAAUUCCUUGACGAAUAAGACCUGACAAACCCUGCAAUUCUCUCAAAGAGAUGGCUCUGAGAUUGCAAGUAGAAAUCAUUCUAGUUUUUGGCACCUUGUGGGCCAUGGUUCUUUUGAUUUUUCGAUUCAUUGAUCAUAUUCUCUCAUGACAACAUUGUCAUGAUGUGGAGAACGAAGGCGCAGAAAGUAGAUACUGUCUCCUUAAUCAAAACAGAUGAAAGUUGUGAUCUUUAUCGUCAUGGAAAGUUUACAAUGGGGAAACUUUUUCGUA